Papilio machaon (common yellow swallowtail) is the source of this 1053-nucleotide messenger RNA. RefSeq lists its product as uncharacterized. NCBI's taxonomy places the organism in Eukaryota, Metazoa, Arthropoda, Insecta, Lepidoptera, Papilionidae. Gene Ontology annotation, biological process: DNA integration. The record is from RefSeq and is a predicted model, not a curated record. The coding region runs from base 1 to 1053 and encodes 350 amino acids. The transcript has a single exon. Gene Ontology annotation, molecular function: nucleic acid binding.
AUGGGUGAACUUCCUUCUGUUCGUAUCACACCUGGCAGACCGUUCAAGACUUCAGGCGUCGACUUCGCUGGUCCAAUACAGUUGCGUACAUCUAAGGGUAGAGGCCAUAAAGCAUUUAAGGGAUACAUUUGUCUUUUCAUUUGUAUGAAAACAAAAGCAGUACAUCUUGAAGUUGUAAGUGAUCUUACCAGUAAAGGCUUUAUUGCAGCUUUCAAGAGAUUCAUAUCCAGAAGAGGACAUUGUUCAGAUGUUUGGAGUGACAAUGGAUUAAACUUCGUAGGGGCCGCAAAGGAGUUAAAGGAUAACGCUAACAUUCGUUGUUCAAGUGGUAUGAAAGAUAUAGUUGAGUUAUUAGCGAAUGAAGGCACUAUUUGGCACUUUAUUCCACCGAGAGCCCCCAAUUUUGGUGGCCUUUGGGAGGCUGCGGUCAAAAGUGCCAAAACUCAUCUUGUUAAGGUCGUUGGAAACUCAACGUUGACAUUUGAAGAGAUGACAACUCUGCUAUCACAGGUCGAAGCGUGCUUAAAUUCUAGACCCAUCUGUCAACUAAAUGAUAAUCCAGAUGAUUUGUUUCCACUAACGCCAGCUCAUUUCCUCAUUGGUGAGGCAACUAUGAUAAUUCCUGAACCAGACCAUGAGAAUACAAGAUUAAGCGCAUUAGAUAGAUGGACCUUAGUACAAAAAAUGACGCAACACUUUUGGAAACGCUGGUCAACAGAGUAUCUGCAAGGACUACAGAGAAGACAAAAGUGGCAAAAAUCUUCAGUUUCUCCAGAUGUCGGUCAAUUGGUGAUUAUAAAAGAAAACGACUUACCUCCAGCCAAAUGGUUGUUGGCGCGUAUACUAGAACUGAUUCCCGGACCUGACAAGGCUGUUAGGGUGGUUAAAUUGAAAUGUAAAUCAUCUAUCUUAACAAGGCCUAUCAACAAAAUUAUUUUGUUACCUAGAGAUAUUAAAUUACACGAAGACGCUCACGAAUACCUCAUGGUGGGCGGAAAGAACAAGGUUCUUGGUGGGCGGAAUGUUGGCGCCGUUUCCGCUACAGCACAAUAG